UGCCACCGUCUUUGCCGUCCGGCUGCUGUGGAGGUCUGAACGCGGAAGCUAACGGCACAGAAACGCUGUUAUUAGAAUAAUAAUUCGGAGUCAUGUCUUUCCAGAUGAAAGACAAAGACGCGUACCAGAGACUGAACUACCUGUACCAGGCCGCGCACUGCGUCUUAUCCCAAAACCCGGAGAACGUGGAGCUGGCUCGGUUCUACUGCUUCACGCAGAAGACCAUCGCGAGACGUUUAGUCCUCAGACAAGACCCGUCGGUGAAGCGAACGCUGUGUAAGAAGUGCUGCUCGCUGCUCGUCCCCGGUGUCACCGCGUCAACCAGACAGCGAAGAAAGAAGCACAAGGCCCGCUUCACUGUGGUCCGCUGCCUCAGCUGUGGGCAGAGCAAGACGCUGCUGAAUGACCCGGAUCACCGUCUGUGGGUGGACCGGCCCGAGGCUCAGCAGCAGCAGCAACCCCAGCAACAACAACAACAACAACAACAGAAGCAGAAGCAACACCAGAAGCAGCCAGAUCCUUCCGUUAAAAAACAACCGAAAGAUAAAAAGCGCGACAGGUCGGCGGCGUCUUCCAAACCCGAAGACGCUCAAGGCUCCGCCGCCACGUAGCGUGAAAUACGAAGGACAGGUACUUUUCUUUCCUUUUUUUUUUAUUUAAAGAAAAGUGUUUAUGUUACACUUCUCCACGCUCUUGUAGUGUUUUCUUUUAUACAUUUAAUACGCCUUAAACGGCCUCCUGUGAGAUCGUUUUCAGAAUCAGUAAAAGCUUCUAAUACGCCCCUAAAACUUCUACGCUGAUGACGUGUUGUUAUAUAAUUACCAUUACGAUGCAUUCAAGAUCCCUUCAGUAAAAAUGAGCAUUAGGCGACGGUGAAUUGUAACGUGAAUGAAAACUGUUGUUUGAUGGAGAUGUUUUUUACAUGAAUAUAAAAUAGUUGUAAAUCAUGACCGCGUCGAUUUUUAUUUUAUUUUUAUUUUUAACGCACAGUGGUUCUGAAGGCUGAACGUUGUCACGGUGUGAAGGCGUGCGACACAUUUAAAGUGAGGAAGUGUUGUUGUUGUUGUUGUUGUUGUUGUCUUUUCUCCAAAAGUAGAACUUCCUCGAUGUUAAUGAUUUUAUUGAAAAGAAGAAGAAUAUUUAACAUUUUCUGUACAGUAAACAUCUCUUGACCAUU
Molecule: messenger RNA, 1177 nt
Organism: Cyclopterus lumpus (lumpfish)
Lineage: Eukaryota; Metazoa; Chordata; Actinopteri; Perciformes; Cyclopteridae
Gene: rpp21
Product: ribonuclease P 21 subunit
Exons: 5
Coding region: 93-611 (172 amino acids)
Biological process (GO): tRNA processing
Cellular component (GO): nucleolar ribonuclease P complex
Source: RefSeq, a predicted model, not a curated record